UGGUUCGGUUAUUUAUGUAGGUCACAGGCCCGAGGCCGAGGGAGGGGCCUGGGUGCCACAGGUGCAGCCGUCACACAGUGAGUAUGCUGUGUGUGAUUUCCUGUCUUCGCCAGCUGUAAUUACACCGGGACGCAGUGCACUGCCUAGCGCGCUCACAUGUCACUGGUGUGUCGGCCACACACCUGAGUGUACAUAAAUAGAGCCGAGCAACCUGGACAUAAGGGUUCUUUAUUCCAUGCCUUGAGGUUUCAAUUUUCAAGUAUAAGAUGGAGACUGAGAGUGAGAGCAGCACUGUGGGAGAUGACAGUGUCUUUUGGUUGGAUUCUGAAGAUACCACCCAGAUGACUGACAGUGAAGUGGGAGAAAGGGAAGAAAAUUUCAGGAAGAUGAAGUCCUCGACGCAUUCUGAAGAGGACGAUUUUGUUCCCGAACUACACAGAAACGUGCACCCUCGGGAGCGGCCUGACUGGGAGGAAACACUCAGUGCGAUGGCAAGAGGAGCAGAUGUUCCUGAAAUUCCCGGAGACCUUAGUCUUAAGACAUGUGGCAGCACAGCCAGUAUGAAGGUCAAACAUGUGAAAAAACCCACCACCCCAGGACUGAUGGGCUGCGACAACAUCCACAGGUUACCCUUCACUAAAGGUCACUUCCCGAAGAUGGCUGAGUGCGCGCAUUUCCACUACGAGAAUGUUGAGUUUGGCAGCAUUCAGCUUUCGCUUUCAGAAGAACAGAAUGACAUAACGAAAAAUGGCUGUGAAUCUAAAGAGCUGGUCUACCUCGUGCACAUUGCGUGUCAGGGCAAAAGUUGGAUCGUUAAAAGAAGUUACGAAGAUUUUCGAGUACUUGACAAGCAUCUUCAUCUGUGCAUCUAUGACCGACGGUUCUCCCAGCUCUCAGAACUUCCCCGUUCAGACAUCCUGAAGGACAGCCCAGAGUCGGUCACUCAGAUGCUCGCCGCUUACCUGUCCCGCCUCUCCUCCAUCGCCGGCAACAAGAUCAACUGUGGCCCUGCCCUCACGUGGAUGGAGAUUGAUAAUAAGGGGAAUCACCUUCUAGUACAUGAAGAAUCAUCCAUUAACACUCCUGCCGUUGGCGCCGCCCAUGUCAUCAAGAGGUACACUGCUCGGGCCCCUGAUGAGCUGACCUUGGAGGUGGGCGACAUUGUUUCUGUUAUUGACAUGCCCCCCAAAGUGUUAAGCACGUGGUGGAGAGGCAAGCACGGAUUUCAGGUGGGGCUCUUCCCUGGACACUGUGUUGAGUUAAUUAAUCAGAAAGUUCCCCAGUCAGUGACCAACUCAGUGCCAAAACCAGUGUCUAAAAAGCACGGCAAGCUCAUCACUUUCUUACGUACAUUCAUGAAGUCUCGUCCGACAAAACAGAAGCUGAAGCAGCGGGGGAUCCUGAAAGAGAGGGUGUUUGGCUGUGACCUGGGGGAACACCUUCUGAAUUCUGGUUUUGAAGUACCCCAGGUUCUCCAAAGCUGCACGGCGUUCAUCGAGAGAUAUGGCAUUGUGGACGGGAUAUAUCGUCUCUCUGGCGUCGCCUCCAACAUCCAGAGACUGCGCCAUGAAUUUGACUCUGAACAUGUCCCCGACUUGACAAAAGAACCGUAUGUCCAAGACAUCCACUCGGUGGGCUCCCUCUGUAAGCUCUACUUUCGAGAGCUCCCGAACCCUCUGCUCACCUACCAGCUCUAUGAGAAAUUUUCAGAUGCUGUUUCAGCAGCAACAGAUGAAGAAAGGCUGAUAAAAAUUCACGAUGUCAUCCAGCAGCUCCCGCCUCCACACUACAGAACACUGGAGUUCCUGAUGAGACACUUGUCACUUCUAGCUGACUACUGUUCCAUCACAAACAUGCAUGCAAAAAACCUAGCGAUUGUUUGGGCUCCCAACCUGCUCAGAUCAAAGCAGAUCGAGUCCGCCUGCUUCAGCGGCACCGCGGCCUUCAUGGAAGUGAGGAUUCAGUCUGUGGUGGUCGAGUUCAUCCUCAAUCACGUCGAUGUCCUCUUCAGUGGGAAGAUCAGCGCGGCCAUUCAGGAGGGGGCAGCUUCUCUGUCAAGACCCAAGUCCCUGCUGGUUUCCUCACCGUCUACCAAGCUGCUGACGCUGGAGGAAGCCCAGGCAAGAACACAAGCUCAGGUCAAUUCUCCAAUUGUGACUGAAAAUAAAUACAUUGAAGUAGGAGAAGGGCCUGCUGCGCUUCAGGGGAAAUUUCACACCAUCAUCGAGUUUCCCCUUGAAAGGAGGAGGCCUCAGAAUAAAAUGAAAAAAUCUCCUGUGGGCAGCUGGCGUUCCUUUUUCAACCUGGGGAAAUCAUCCUCUGUUUCUAAGCGGAAGUUGCAGCGUAACGAGAGCGAGCCUUCCGAGAUGAAAGCGAUGGCCCUGAAAGGUGGCAGGGCAGAAGGAACCCUCCGUUCCGCUAAAAGUGAAGAGUCUCUUACUUCUCUGCAUGCAGGCGAUGGUGAUUCCAAGCUGUUCCGACCCAGAAGACCCAGGUCCAGCAGCGAUGCGCUGAGUGCCUCCUUUAAUGGAGAGAUGCUGGGGAACCGCUGCAAUUCCUAUGAUAACCUGCCCCACGACAAUGAGAGUGAGGAGGACGUGGGGCUGCUUCAUAUCCCAGCCCUGGUGUCUCCGCAUUCAGCCGAGGACGUUGACUUGAGCCCGCCGGACAUUGGUGUGGCCAGCCUGGAUUUUGACCCGAUGUCAUUCCAGUGCAGUCCGCCGAAGGCCGAAUCCGAAUGUCUGGAGAGCGGCGCUUCCUUCUUGGACUGCAUAGGGUACUCCAAGGAGAAAGCGAGUACAAACAGAAAGGAUACGGAAGCAGGCGGCAGUCAAUCUCAGACCCCAGGAAGCACUGCAAGCUCUGAGCCUGUGUCUCCUCUUCAGGAGAAACUGAGCCCGUUCUUCACCCUGGACUUGAGCCCAAGUGAGGAGAAAUCGUCGAAGCCAUCCUCAUUCACCGAAAAGGUCGUCUAUGCCUUCUCUCCAAAUAUUGGACGGAAGUUAAGCAAGUCGCCUUCUAUGAACAUCUCUGAGCCGAUCUCAGUGACUCUCCCCACUCGGGUGUCGGAAGCGAUUGGCGCGGCCUCCGCUACCACAGCCCCGACUGUGUCCUCUCCAACGUGGAGCACAAGUGUGGAUGCAGGUGCUGCCACAAAUAAACCCCCAGCCCAGGUAGGAGAGACGAAGACAAGCGAGAGAGAGGCCCAAGAAGGGUGCGAAUCUGAAGUCCGGCCCCCAGAGCAGGUGGCUGCUGCCGAAGCAGAAUCGCCGGGAGAGGAGGAGCAGCCCGCCCCCAGCGGUCAGAGUAAGGCUGUGCCUUGUGGACAGGCUCAGACAGGAGCAGUUCCCCAUGACCCCCCUCAGGAGUCCAUUCCUGUCAGUUCAGUCUCUCUUAUCCCGCCGCCACCACCUCCGAAAAAUGUUGCCCGCCUGUUGGCGCUGGCAUUAGCGGAGUCUGCACAGCAAGCCUCCACCCAGCCCUCGAAGAGACCAGGGGCUUCCCAGGCUGCUCCCACGAACUACGGAGACCUAGCGGCAGCUGCAGCUGAAGACAGACUGCCGGGUUCCCACUCUCACGUUCCUCUCGAUAAAGCCUACUUCCCGACCGACAGGCCUGCAGAGCAGUUCGUCCUCCAGAACAGUGCACCUGGGACCUGUGACCAGCUCGUACCAGACACAGCAGCUGUCAGGGAUCGCACCCAUCCCAGUGCGAUGGAGCCUGGGGAGCAGCUCCACCAGGCAGACUUCCAGCCCCAUCGCCCCUAUUUACCUGGGGACCCAGAAAAGGCCAGAAUCACGGCAGUUCCCUUAACAGAGUUGAAGUGUGACGAUCACAUCAUUUUCCCUGAAGACCAGGCUGGGAAGACCACUGUGCCAACUGUCUCCUUUGCGGAUCAGGACCAACCUCAAGUUCAUUUCUACAGUGGAGAUCAGCCUCCUUCUUAUCUUGGUGCAAGCGUGGAUAAGCCCCAUCACCCCUCACAAUUUGCAGACAAAUCUUCCACACCUUCUAAUUUGCCAAGGGACAAAAUCUACGCUCCCUCUGGGUCCCCUGAAGAGAAUACCAGCACGGCCACCCUGGCUUACAUGACAAUGGCUCCAGCAACAGCUGACGUCAGCACCAGGGAAGUCCACUGGGAUGUGGCUGAACAGCCCACCGCAGUGGACUUUGCUGCCGCCACCCUUCAGCGUCCUCAUAGAACCGGCCGUCCCCUCCCUCCACCUCCUUCCCAAAGAGCAGCAGAGCAGUUAUCAGCUGUGGGGCAGGUACCAGCAGCCACCAGCAUAGGACCAAAUAAUUCGCACAAGGUUCAAGGAGCACUUCCAGUUCCAGAGAGGCCACCGGAACCCAGAGCCGUGGACGACUCUGCUCCUGUCCUUGUCGGCGAUGGCAGCACUGCUGCUCCAUGUCCCGUCUCUGCUCCCGCUCUCCAGCCAGGCCUUCCUGAAAAGGGGUGGGAAGGCUCCAGGGCCCCGCCGCUGCACCUGCGCGCUGAGUCUGUCCCUGUGCACGCCCCCUGCGGCUUCACUGCCCCGGUGCCUCCCACCAGGACGAUGGAGAGUAAAGUUGCUGCUGCCAUUCACUCCAACAGUGCAGAUGCGACCAGCAGUUCCGGUUACCAUCCCUUUGUCUCUGCUUCUUCAGCCUCUGUGGAGGAUAUUUUGCCUUUGCCAAUUCCUGUCCCGCAGCCUAAGCAUGCUUCUCAGAAAACUCCUUACUCCAGCUUUGUGAGGCCUGAUGCCACCACUGAACCCUUCGGUCCAGACAACUGUGUGCAUUUCAGUAUGACUCCAAACUGCCAGUACCGUCCCCAGAGUGUGCCUCCACAUCACAAUAAAGUGGAGGCACACCAAGUGUAUGGGUCCAGAUCCGAGCCACCAGCCUCCAUGGGCCCUCGUUAUAACACAUACGUGGCCCCAGGGAGAAGUGCGUCUGGACACCACUCCAAGCCAUGCAGCCGGGUCGAGUAUGUGUCUUCGUUGAGCUCGUCUGUCAGGAGUGGUUGUUACCCUGAAGAAAUUCCCCCGUACCCUACCAUCCGGAGGGUGCAGUCUCUCCACGCCGCCCCAUCCACCAUGAUUCGCUCAGUUCCCAUCUCGCGGACAGAAGUGCCCCCAGACGACGAACCAGCCUACUGCUCCAGACCCCUGUACCAGUAUAAGCCAUAUCAGUCCUCCCAGGCGCGCUCGGAUUACCACGUAACUCAGCUCCAGCCUUACUUUGAGAACGGUCGGGUCCACUACCGGUACAGCCCCUACUCCAGUUCUUCCAGCUCCUAUUACAGUCCCGAGGGGGCGCUGUGCGACAUGGACGCCUACGGCACCGUGCAGCUGAGGCCCCUGCACCGCCUGCCCGGCCGCGAGUUCGCUUUCUACAACCCUCGGCUGCAGGGAAAGAACGUGUACGGCUACGCUGGCUUUCCUCCGCGUCCCCGGGCCACCGUGACCGGCUAUUUCUCCGGUAACGACCAUAACGUGGUCAGCAUGCCUCCAGGCGCUGACGUAAAGCACACUUACACCUCCUGGGAUUUUGAGGACAUGGAAAAGUACCGCAUGCAGUCCAUCCGGAGAGAGAGCCGGGCUCGGCAGAAGGUGAAAGGGCCCGUCAUGUCCCAGUACGACAACAUGGCCCCCGCUCUGCAGGACGACAUGGGCGGGAUCUACGUCAUCCACCUGCGCAGUAAAUCCGAUCCUGGGAAAACUGGACUUCUCUCGGUGGCCGAGGGGAAGGAGGGGCGGCCCCCGGCCAAGGCCCUCAGUCCCGAGGGAGGUGACCGCUUCUACAGGAAGCACCCGGAGGCAGAGUUCGACAGAGCCCAUCACCACGGGGGACACGGCAACGGGCAGGCGGAGAGACCGUCCCUCCCGCAGAAGCAGAGCAGUCUCAGGAACAGGAAGCUCCACGACCUGGGCUGCAGUCUCCCUGAGCACAGGGCGCAUCAGGAAGCAAGCCAUAGGCAACUGUGUGAGUCCAAAAACGGGCCGCCCUACCCCCAGGGGGCUGGCCAGGUAGAUUAUGGGUCCAAAGGGAUUCCAGACGCUUCUGAGCCCGUCAGCUUCCAUAACUCUGGAGGGAAGUACAUUACAGCAGGGCAGGAGUCUCUAAGACUGAACCACAAAGAGGUAAGGCUCUCCAAAGAGCUGGAGAGGCCUCGGGCGAGGCAGCCCCCUGCCCCAGACAAACACUCCAGAGACUGCUACAACGAGGAGGAGCACCUCGGCCAGUCCACAGUCCCGCCCCCUAAACCGGAGAGGAGUCAUAGCCUGAAGCUGCACCAUACCCAGAACAUGGAGAGGGACCCUGGGGUGCUGUUCCAGUACCAAGCACACGGCAAGCGCCAGAGUGGCAUGACUGCCAUGUCACAGUACGACAACCUGGAGGGCUACCACUCUCCGCCUCAGCCCCAGCGAGGAGGCUUUGGAGGAGGAGCCGUGGGGCCCUACGUGCCCUCUGGCUUUCCCCUCCCACAGAACAGGACCUACGCCACAGCUUUGGGGCAGGGGGCCUUCCUGCCCACAGAGCUGGCCUUGCAGCACCCUGAAACGCAGGUCCAUGCGGAAUGAGCCCUGAGAGCAAUAGAGUUGAAGCAGCCUCUGCUGGACAGUGGACUGUUCUAUUUUUUUCAGUAAC
Messenger RNA from Phyllostomus discolor (pale spear-nosed bat), 6633 nucleotides. It is a transcript of the gene ARHGAP32, whose product is annotated as Rho GTPase activating protein 32. The record is from RefSeq and is a predicted model, not a curated record. Lineage: Eukaryota; Metazoa; Chordata; Mammalia; Chiroptera; Phyllostomidae. Gene Ontology annotation, molecular function: GTPase activator activity; phosphatidylinositol phosphate binding; protein binding. Gene Ontology annotation, biological process: small GTPase-mediated signal transduction. Gene Ontology annotation, cellular component: cell cortex; actin cytoskeleton; fibrillar center. The transcript has 23 exons. The coding region runs from base 267 to 6566 and encodes 2099 amino acids.